Molecule: messenger RNA, 2599 nt
Organism: Alosa sapidissima (American shad)
Lineage: Eukaryota; Metazoa; Chordata; Actinopteri; Clupeiformes; Clupeidae
Gene: oatx
Product: organic anion transporter X
Exons: 10
Coding region: 359-2080 (573 amino acids)
Biological process (GO): transmembrane transport
Cellular component (GO): membrane
Molecular function (GO): transmembrane transporter activity
Source: RefSeq, a predicted model, not a curated record
UCAGUAAGGGACAAUGGUGCUAAUGGAAAGAUAGGCAUCUUCAAAACGGACCAUGACCCCACACUAGCCUACUGCGCUUCAAAUAACCAUUAACCCUGUAACAGAGCAUUUGUGGUGUUUCAGUCACUGUACAGCCUCGAGGUGUGACAACCCCAUUAUAAAAACUGGAGGCCAUUUAAAUUAAACAAUCGUCCCCCCAAAAGCAAAGGAUUUGAAGGGAAUGGAGUUCUGCAGAAGCCUACAGGACAAAUUGAAUAUUCCGACUAAGAAAAAAGAAUACCAAAAAUAUACAGCUUGAAUGGUGCAUCUAAGACAGUUUGAUUAAAAAUCGUUUUCAACUGCGGAGAAGACCUUCAAGAUGGGAUUUUCGGAUAUUUUGGACGAAAUUGGCGGGUUUGGACGGUUCCAGUGGAUUCACGUCACAUUAUUGUCUAUUCCCGGUCUUCUUAUGGCUAGCCAAAAUUUGCUUAACAACUUCACAGCUGGGAUUCCAGGACACCACUGCACCAUACCAAACAUCACCCACACAAAUGACCAGAAUAUCACUGUGGAACCCCUCGGUACAGAUGAACUUCUUCGCGCAUUUAUUCCAUUCGAUAAGAGCUCGUCCAAGUUCACAAAAUGCACAAGAUAUGUGGAGCCGCAGUGGCAUCUUGCAAGUGUUAACAUCACUGGGACUAACAUAACAGAGCCUGAGGUGGAGACAUGCCAAGAUGGUUGGACUUAUCAAAGAACUGAGUUUAUCUCCACAAUAGUAUCAGAGUGGGAUCUGGUGUGCAAAUUGCGCCCUCUGAAACAGAUGAGCCAGACCAUUUAUAUGGGGGGGGUGCUUGCAGGUGCUAUCAUAUUCGGGGGCCUAUCAGACAAGUUCGGUCGAAGGAUUGUGUUGGUUUGGUCCUAUUUCCAGCUAGCGACACUGGGGACGUUCACAGCACUGGCCCCCUCCUACCUGGCCUACUGUGUGUUCCGUUUCUUAUCAGGCAUGGCCGUGUCAGGGAUCAUCCUCAACUCUGUCUCCCUCAAGGUGGAGUGGAUUCCUACCAAGACGCGCACUGUGGUGGGGACGCUGUCCUCCUUCUUCUUCACCUUUGGCCAGAUGGUCCUGGCUGGAGUGGCGUACAGCCUGAAGGACUGGCGAAAGCUGCAUGUGGCUGUGUGUGCUCCCUACUUUGUUUUUGCCCUCUACAGCUGGUGGUACUCUGAGUCUGCACGCUGGCUGGUGCUAAAUGGACAAUCUAAAGAGGCCCUGAAACACAUCCACAGAGUGGCCAGAAUUAACGGCAAGCCAGAAAUGGUGGAUAAGAUCACUCUAGAGGUUCUGGAAUCUCACAUGCAAAAGGAAGUGCAGUCCAGUAAGUCAACCUUCACUGCGUAUGACUUGCUGCGCACACCUGUGAUGAGAAGAAUAUCAGUAUGUCUUGUGGCUGUUUGGUUUUCUACAAGCUUUGCCUAUUAUGGAUUGGCCAUGGAUUUGCAAAAGUUUGGUGUAGAUAUCUACGUGAUGCAGUGUAUAUUCGGAGCGGUGGACUUCCCUGCCAAACUGGUUGCACUGAUGAUGCUGAGCUUCCUUGGACGGCGCAUCACCCAGUCCACAUGUCUCUUCAUGUCUGCUAUAGUCAUCUUUGCCAACAUUUUCAUCGCAAAAGAAUACCACACUGUUCGGACAACGUUGGCGGUUCUUGGGAAAGGUUUCACCUCUUCCUCAUUCACGUGUGUCUACCUGUACACUGGUGAGCUGUACCCAACUGUCCUCAGACAGACAGGUAUGGGCUUCACCUCCACCAUGUCCAGGAUAGGCUCAAUGGCGGCCCCUGCUGUUCUAAUCCUGGACGAAGUGUUGCCUGCCCUGCCCAGCAUCGUCUAUGGGGGGGCUGCUGUGAUUGCUGGAGUGUUUGCUCUCUUCCUACCUGAGACACUCAAUGUUCCUCUACCUGAGACUGUAGAUGACGUUGAAGAAAAAUGGUCAAAAGAGCCUCAUGUGCAGAAACAGGCUGAAAAGGAGAGCGUGGCCCUUAAGGACAUGAAAGAAGAUGGUGAAGAAUGCGAGGAUGGGAAAACAUCUGGACUUAAUGCUUUAUGAGCACUGGCAUAGUAGUAUGCAUACUAACAGAUUAACUGAUGUAAGUGAAUUGGAAUGGAAUCAGUAUUAGCAAGUGUGUGCACUGCAGGUGUCCUUCACCCAAAGGGUAAUGUAUAAAUACACAGUUCCCUCUGAAGAAAGGAUAGAAACCAAUUGUUCUUGGAUUAAAAUGGUGCGUGGGGUUUACUGAUAAUCCACUCUGCCUUGGUUGUUUUCUAAACAUUCCUUGCAUAAACUGCCAAGAAGUCAUUUAAUGGGACUAAACUCACCAUUCCUUUUUUAACAUGGUCUUAGAUGAAAUUACUAUGUAAGAGACAUGUUGCUUAGAUCACUACUGACAUUUCUCAUCUACCUUUUGUAAACAUUGAUUUUCAGAUUUUUAAUCUAAUCAUAGGCUAUUUGUAUCUAUGUUAUUUGCAUGCUUUAGUGGAUUCGAGCUGAUGUAUUAGCCGCACAGGCAAGUUGGCCUAUUCUGUUGCUAGAAUAAAACUGUCUGUUCUUCCAGUUUACAUAAGCUAC